AUGGCAUUUCAGGAUUUCGACCUCAUCUCAGAACGGCGAAGAAAUGAGAAGAAACAAAAGCUGAGGAAGAAGAUCCUCAUUAUUGUUGUUUCUUCCGUUGUCCUUGUUGGUCUCAUUGGUGCUGCAUUCUUUGUUGCUGCCACUAAAUAUGGCUUUGGUAAGGAUGAGAAAAAUGCUCCAACUUCUUCCACCAGCAACAAGCAUGAGCACGUUUCACAUUCUGAAAAGAUUGUGACAUUGGUAUGCAGCUCCGCAGAUUACAAAGACAAAUGUGAAGGUCCACUUAACAAGGCAGUGCAGGAUGACCCUAAACUCACACAUCCCAAAGACCUUCUCAAAAUCUAUGUCAAAUUUGCUGAGGAUGAGGUUAACAAGGCCUUCAAUAAAACCAACUCAUUCAAGUUUCAAUCUGAGGAAGAGAAAGGAGCUUUUGAAGAUUGCAAGCAGCUAUUUCAGGAUGCCAAGGAUGAUUUAGAAACAUCCAUCUCUGAACUUAGCAAAAUUGAUUUCAAGAAACUUUCCUCAAAAACUCCUGAUCUGAACAGUUGGCUCAGUGCUGUCAUCUCUUUCCAACAAACCUGUGUUGAUGGUUUCCCUGAAGGAAAAUUGAAGACUGAUCUUGAAAAUCUCUUCAAGGAUUCCAAGGAAUUCGUUAGCAAUUCACUUGCCAUUGUGUCUCAAGUGACCUCAUUCCUUUCUACAUUCCAAACAUUUGCACGUAGUCGUUCCUUGCUUUCAGAGAAUUCAAACUCCCUAGUUGCUUCUUUGGACAAAAUCGAUGGCCUUCCUUCUUGGAUGAACCCCGAGGACCGAAGGAUAUUGAAGGCUGUUGAUAACAAACCUAAACCUAAUGUCAUUGUUGCAAAAGAUGGCAGUGGUGACUUCAAAACCAUCUCUGAAGCUUUAGCAGCCAUCCCUAAAAACUAUCAAGGACGGUAUGUGGUUUAUGUUAAAGAAGGAGUAUACGAUGAGACAGUGACAGUAGCAAGGGAAAUGCAAAAUGUAACCAUGUAUGGUGAUGGAUCACAAAAGAGUAUCAUCACUGGCAACAAAAACUUUAGGGACGGAGUCAGGACUUUCCAAACUGCAAGUUUUGUGGUACUAGGAGAUGGAUUCGUUGGCCUAGCAAUGGGAUUCAGAAACACUGCUGGUCCUGAAGGGCAUCAAGCAGUGGCUGCAAGAGUUCAAGCAGAUCGUGCAGUGUUUUCAAACUGUCGCUUUGAGGGUUACCAAGACACCCUAUAUGCACAAACCCAUAGACAAUUCUACCGCAGUUGUAUCAUUUCAGGAACCAUUGAUUUCAUCUUUGGUGAUGCAGCUUCUGUGUUCCAGAACUGUAUCAUGGUUGUUAGGAAACCAUUGGACAAUCAGCAGAACAUGGUAACUGCUCAAGGGAGAAUGGACAAGCAACAAGCCACUGGAAUUGUUCUUCAAAAAUGUACCAUUAAAGCUGAUGACUCAUUGGUUCCUGUUAAAGACAAAAUCAGGAGCUACCUUGGUAGGCCUUGGAAGGAGUACUCAAGAACCAUUGUUAUGGAAUCAGAAAUAGGUGAUUUGAUUCACCCUGAUGGAUGGACAGCUUGGGCAGGUGACUUUGCACUCAAUACACUGUAUUAUGCAGAGUACAACAACACAGGACCUGGUGCAAGCACCACUGCUAGGGUCAAGUGGCAAGGCUACAAAGUCAUUAACAAGGAAGAGGCUACAAAGUACACUGUAAGUUCUUUCUUGAAAGGAAAUUGGGUCCAGAGCUCAAGUGUGCCAGCUGUUCAGGGCUUGUACUAUAAUUAA
Messenger RNA from Gastrolobium bilobum, 1791 nucleotides. RefSeq names its product putative pectinesterase/pectinesterase inhibitor 45. Lineage: Eukaryota; Viridiplantae; Streptophyta; Magnoliopsida; Fabales; Fabaceae. Gene Ontology annotation, biological process: cell wall modification. The coding region runs from base 1 to 1791 and encodes 596 amino acids. Gene Ontology annotation, molecular function: pectinesterase activity; pectinesterase inhibitor activity. The record is from RefSeq and is a predicted model, not a curated record. The transcript has 3 exons.